Messenger RNA from Eleginops maclovinus (Patagonian blennie), 8030 nucleotides. RefSeq names its product son of sevenless homolog 2 (Drosophila) (gene sos2). The transcript has 23 exons. Lineage: Eukaryota; Metazoa; Chordata; Actinopteri; Perciformes; Eleginopidae. The record is from RefSeq and is a predicted model, not a curated record. Gene Ontology annotation, cellular component: plasma membrane. Bases 697 to 4692 code for a protein of 1331 amino acids. Gene Ontology annotation, molecular function: guanyl-nucleotide exchange factor activity; protein heterodimerization activity. Gene Ontology annotation, biological process: positive regulation of GTPase activity; Ras protein signal transduction.
GACUUCUUCUCAACCAAAAAAAACACCUCGACCUCCGCACGAAAUGCCUCGGACUCGCCGCUGUUUUUGGGGGGAUUUACGGUGGAUUUUUAACGUCUGAUCACCGCGGAAAAAGAUGCCUGAAUGUGAGGUGUCCAGCGCUGGAGAAAGAGUGCCUUUUCUGGAGCUAAACGGGUCCGCAACAUAAAACACAAGGCCAGCCUGUAGCAUCUAGUUAGCAUUUAGUUAGCAUCUUGUUAGCUGCUAACGCUGCUAACAGGUGUUCAGGCAUUAAACAACCAAACACAACGUGUAGCUGUUAGUUAGCUGGGAAAACAAGCCCAUGACUUAACACUGAACUUAAUGUGCCUAUUAUUCGCCUUUUUUAAGCAAACGCCAAGUAGCAAGUAUAACACUUAGAAACAUUGUUGUUAGCCGUUAGCUCCUUUUUCAGUGAGCCGCUGUUUACAGUAGCUAGCCUCACUUAGCAUCCAAAGCUAACGAGUUAACUUUAUAGCUACAUGUGCUUGUUUUUAUGUUGUAGCUGAUUUUUCGCUCUUUAACUGGACUCCACUGUCAACUUCGGUGAUUUUCUUCACGUUUGCAAGCGAGGCAGUUGGAGUUUUUCCCGACUGUGCCUCUGCCCCGGACUGACCCCCCCCACAGGACUCUCUAUCCGGGGCCGAUGCUGACAGUUCAGCCCGGACGCCAGGAGCCAUGCAGCCCCAGCAGAUAUACGACUUUUCCAGUGACGAGAACAGUCACAAAUGGAGAGGCCUCUUCGUGCAAGCUCUGCGGAAGGUGCAGAAGCAGGUGCACCCGAACCUUACGGCGAAGGAGGACGCGCUGCAGCACAUCGAGGAGCUGAUCCUGCAGCUGCUCAGCAUGCUGUGUGUGGCGCAGCCGCGCUCCGUGCAGGACGUGGAGGAGCGCGUCCAGAAAACGUUCCCCCACCCGAUAGAUAAGUGGGCCAUCGCUGAUGCUCAGUCAGCGAAUGAGAAACGCAAGAGGAGAAACCCCUUACUGCUCCCUGUGGACAAGAUACACCCCCUGCUCAAGGAGGUUCUGGGCUACAAAGUGGACUACCACGUGUCGCUGUACAUCGUGGCCGUGCUUGAAUACAUAUCAGCAGAUAUCCUGAAACUGGCGGGAAACUACGUGGGAAACAUCCGGCACUACGAGAUCAGCCAGCAGGACAUCAAGGUGUCCAUGUGUGCCGACAAGGUGUUGAUGGACAUGUUCGACCAGGAGGAGGACAUCGGUCUGAUGUCUCAGUGCACGGAGGAGCCCUCGUCCUCGGGGGAGCUGACGUACGACGACCUGGUGCGCCUGGAGAUCGCCGAGGAGCGCCAGUACCUGCGAGAGCUCGACCUCAUCAUCAAGGUUUUCCGCCAGCACUUCCUGUCCAACCCCAAGAUCUUCACGCCGCAGGACGUGGACGUGAUCUUCAGCAACAUCCUGGACAUCCACGAGCUGACGGUGAAGCUGCUCGGCCUCAUCGAGGACGCCGUGGAGAUGACGGCGGACGGCAGCCCGCACCCGUUGGUGGGAAGCUGCUUCGAAGAUCUGGCAGAGGAGCAGGCCUUCGACCCCUACGAGACUCUGUCUCAGGAUAUCCUCAGUAAGGAUUUCCACGAGCACUUCAACAAACUGAUGGCACGCCCCACCGCCGGCCUCUACUUCCAGUCGGUUGCAGAAGGUUUCAAAGAAGCCGUGCAGUACGUCCUCCCUCAGCUCAUGAUGGUCCCGGUCUACCACUGCAUGCACUACUUCGAGCUUCUGCAGCAACUGCAGGAGCGCAGUCAGGACCAGGACGACCGAGAGUGUCUGAAGCAGGCCAUCACUGCGCUGCUGAACCUGCAGUGCAGCGUGGAGCGCAUCUACACCAAGCACCAGCCGCGCCGCAAACCCGGUGAGCCCAUGUACCGGCUGUACAGCAGGCAGGUCCGCAGCAAACAGCUGGCCAUCAAACGCAUGAACGAGAUCCAGAAGAGCAUCGACGGCUGGGAGGGGAAGGACAUCGGGCAGUGCUGCAGCGAGUUCAUCCUGGAGGGUCCUCUGCUGCGGGCCGGCGCCAAACACGAGCGACACAACUUCCUGUUCGACGGCCUCAUGAUCAGCUGCAAGGCCAACCAGAGCUCACGGCUCCCGGGGUCCGGCAGUGGCGCCGAGUACCGCCUCAAGGAAAAGUUUGUGCUGAGGAAGAUCCGCAUCGUGGACCGCGAGGAACCCACGGAGCUGCGGCUAGCCUUCGAGCUUAUCGGGAAGGACGAGAACUGCGCGGUGUUCUGCGCCCGCACGGCGGAGGAGAAGGCGGCUUGGAUGGCGGGGCUGGUGACGCUGCAGUACCGCUCCACGCUGGACCGCAUGUUGGACACGGUUCUGCAGCACGAGGAGCAGGCGCACCCUCUGAGGCUGCCGGCGCCCGAGGUGUACCGCUUCGCCGUGCAGGACUCUGAGGAGAACAUUGUGUUUGAGGACAAAGUGCAGAGCAAGACGGGCAUCCCCAUCAUCAAGGCCGGCACCGUGGUGAAGCUCAUCGAGAGGCUCACCUACCACAUGUAUGCUGAUCCUAACUUUGUGCGCACGUUUCUCACCACCUACCGAUCCUUCUGCAAACCCCAGGAGCUGCUCACGCUGCUCAUAGACCGGAUUGAGAUCCCGGAGCCCGAGCCGACGGAGGAGGACCGGCAGGCGCUGUGGAACGGAGACCAGCCCAUGGCGGCCGAGCUGCAGAGGUUCAGGAAGGAGUACGUGCAGCCGGUCCAACUCAGGGUCCUGAACGUUUUCCGUCAGUGGGUCGAACAUCAUUUCUACGACUUUGAGAACGACCCGGAGCUCAGGAGCCGAUUAGAGGAAUACAUCACCAGCAAGUUCCAGCUGCGAGGGAAGUCUAUGAGGAAGUGGGUGGAGUCGAUCAAUAAGAUCAUCAAGAGGAAGCUGCAGACGCAGUCCAACGGCGUCAGCCACAACAUCACCUUCGAGUCGCCGCCCCCCCCCAUCGAGUGGCACAUCUGCCGGGCGGGGCAGGUGGAGAGCUUCGACCUCAUGACGCUGCACCCCAUCGAGAUCGCCCGGCAACUCACGCUGCUGGAGUCCGAGCUCUACAGAGCGGUGCGUCCCUCAGAGCUGGUCGGCAGCGUUUGGACCAAAGAGGACAAAGAGAAGAACUCCCCGAACCUGCUGCGCAUGAUCCGCCACACCACCAACCUCACGCUGUGGUUCGAGAAGUGCAUCGUGGAGACCAUGAACAUGGAGGAGCGGGUGGCCGUGAUGUCCCGGGUCAUCGAGAUCCUGCAGGUUUUCCAGGAGCUCAACAACUUCAACGGCGUGCUGGAGGUGGUCAGCGCCAUCAACUCGGUCCCCGUGUACCGGCUGGACCACACCUUCGAGGCGAUAACAGAGAGGAAGAAGAAGAUCCUGGAGGAGGCAGUGGAGCUCAGUCAGGACCACUUUAAGAAAUAUUUGGCUAAACUCAAGUCGAUAAACCCACCCUGUGUGCCUUUCUUUGGUAUCUAUUUAACCAACAUCCUGAAGACGGAGGAGGGGAACCCGGACUUCCUCAAGCGCCACGGCAAAGAGCUGAUCAACUUCAGCAAGAGGAGGAAAGUGGCGGAAAUCACCGGAGAGAUCCAGCAGUACCAGAACCAGCCGUACUGCCUGAAGGUGGAGCACGAGAUCCAGCGGUUCUUCGAGAACCUGAACCCGAUGAACAACCGGAGUGAGAAGGAGUUUGCUGACUACUUGUUCAAAAUGUCUCUGGAUAUUGAGCCACGGCACUGCAGGCAGGCUCCUCGAUUUCCCAGGAAGACGAUGUACACCCUGAAGUCCCCGGGGAUCCGGCCUGUCCGAACCUCUACCUCUGGGACCCUGAAGGGCCACCCGGUUCCCCUGGAGCGGGAGCCCCCCCACAAGAUCACCUUCCGGAGCAUCGCGGAGACGGAGCCCGAGUCCCCCGCCUCGGCCUCCGUGCCCACCUCCCCCAACACCCCCACCCCCCCGCAGUCCGCCUCCUCCGACCUCUCCGUGUUCAUGGAGCACGACCUCAGCAGCUCGUACGGAGGAAGUAACUCCAUUUUUGCUCCUGUUCUUCUGCCGCCUUCAAAGUUCCAGUCGGUGUCGUGCGGCAGCCUCCACCAGCUCGGGGACGAGUUGAUGAAGCCGCCUCCUCUGCCGCCGCGGAGGAAAGACGCCACUUCUGAAGCCAAGAUGAGCUCCAGGUCCGACAGCCCACCGGCCAUCCCCCCCCGGCUGCCUCCCCCUCUGCCCCGGAUCCAGCCCAGGACCCCGCUCUACAACGGCCCCCCGAUGGACGGCCCGCUGCCCAGCCCUCCCCCGCCGCCGCCCCGCGACCCGCAGCCGGACACGCCUCCCCCUGUGCCGCUGCGCCCCCCGGAGAUCUUCAUCAACUACCCGGUGAACAUGCAGCCCUCCCCCGUUGGCCGCUACCACUGGGACUUCGGCUCCUCCCCUUCCUCCCCCAACACCCCCCCCAGCACGCCGUCGCCCCGCGUCCCCCGUCGCAGCUGCCCGCUCAGCGCCAGCCAGAACAGCCUGUACCCGCUGCCCAUCACCGCCCCCCCCGUGCCCCCCCGCCACAACUGCAACACCCAGCUGCCCAAACUCCCACCAAAGACUUACAAGAGGGAGCUGCAGCUGCCCCCGCCCCCUCCGCUGCAGGGCCUGUCGCUGGUGGAGAACACCGACGAAUGAAAACACACACACUGAUCAGGAACACACACUCACACUCUGAGAGGGACACACACGCUGAAGGAUCCUCUGUUUAUCAGUAACAACGUGUUUCCUUUGAAGUCUAGGAGAAAACUUUCUUGAUCUCAGGCUUUUAUGAAUGGAAGUAUCUGGAUCUGUGCCGGCGUGCAUCGUCGGAGUAACGGACGGGUCUCUCCGCACAGAAUCCUGCAAAACCAGCCCUUCAGAUCUUGUGUUUCCAGGUGCAUGAUGUAGUUCUGAUGCUUUUUGCACCAUUCGAUCAAAGCUGUCUCAGUGCAAAGACUGAAACGCAGCUGACUUACUCUAAUUAAUAGAAAGCAGAAGUUUAUUAAUCAUGAACACAGCUGUAAGACGGAGGGUCUGCGCACAGAAUCAUGCAGAAUCUCCACGUUAAAUCCAGAAAACGUGCACUCAUGUCAUGCUGAAAGACUUGUGCACUAGGGACAGAUGUGAGACCAGGUGUAUUGUUAGGUCUUGGAGGCUGCAUUCACAAUAUGACAGAUAUUGAAAGCCGUUUAGCCAAAAAAUCCACAUUACAGAUGAUUAAAGGGACAACAUCUGGUGUGGAUAUUUUUAAAAGCAUCAUAAAUCAACCCUUUAAUUUCGUUUCGGCAUCCAAUUUGGUGUAUUUCAUAAAAAAUAUUGAGGUAUUUGAUGUUCCUCUCCGUCUCUCAGCCCUAUUAGAGACAUGUUAGUUGACUAAGAUCGAAAGGAAAAGAAUAAUUUGAUCUUUUAUCCAUUUCUAGCUUUUCGUUUAUCAUGGAGGCUGAGAAAUCCAAUCUUUUCUCCAGAUCUUGAAGGUAACAUGGUGUGAGUCUCUGAUAAACAGCUGAUCAUUUUAAGUGUGUGAAGUCUCUCCCUUAACUCCACCCGCCUGAAUCAAACGCCCCCCUCUGCGGUGCCUCUCAGGGGAUCAGUCGCUCGCCUUCAUCAUCUUCACCCUCUGUGCCAUGAGACACCGGUGUGCCAGCUGACCCACAACCAGGAGUCUGAAACACUUCCCCCCCCCUCCUCCUCCUCACACACUAUGGUCUGUCUGCAGCUCAGAGUCCUAUAGCCAACCGAGGGAGUUGAGACCCCAGAAGUUCAUGGUAGAAAUAUAGAGUAGGGGUCUCCAUCCUGCAGAUGUUGGGCAAUUAGCAUCAGUUAGCAUGUGCGGGCUAUAAAAUGGCUUGGCAGAUUUGGACACUUUAGCAGUGGUUUUGGAGAUGAUUGAGGAUGCUGAGUCCAUUUAUGACGUGUUCAGGAUCAAAACAGGGCACUUUUAACCUUAUACUGUCCAUAUUGUACUCUUUCUGGGCCGAUUAUGAUACAUUUUGGGUCAAUUUCGAAGUUUUAAAGGACAUUUAAAUUGGACUGAUUGCUUAUCUAUCUGAAAAUAUAUUGUCCAGAGUAGAGGUAAUCAUUUUCCAUCUGGUUCUCUCUGUAUCAAAUGGUCAAAAUCAGCUCCUAGAGACUUCAAAUAUGGCCUCUUUCUGGUUAAUACUGCAAUUGUGGAUCCUGAAAAUGUCAGAAAUGGACUCAUCAUCCCAAAUAACCCCAAAACCACUCCUAAAUUGUCCAAAUCUGCCAAGCCAUUUCUGAGCUAUUUUGAGCUAUUAUGCUAAUUAAUGCUAAUUGCCCGGCAGUUUCUAUGAGCUGCGCCCCCUACUGUGUAUUUCUAACAUGAAGCUCGGGGGUCCUCAUCAUCCCCCGGGUUCACACAGCUGGCAACAAGACUAUAAAGAGGUGUGGGGGGGCACGUAGCCUCAAACGUCAUGCUUCAUCUCUCCGGGGCGUGGACGUUCCUCCUCUUCCUCCUGACGUAGCGCUUUUGUUUUCCCACGUGAAGAAGAAUGAAAAAAAACAAACAGUUGCCAAAGUCUUAUUUUAUGCAGGGGGAAAAGGGAUUUCUUUUUUUUAAACGUGACAUUAAAGGAGGCGACACUGACCCCCCCCACACCCCCCCACCGUGGAUCUGAAAUGUAAAACACUGUGACUCUGUGACACAAAACGUUGCCUUCAAGGACAUCCGGUGAACCCGAGAACACUCCAUUUGCACAUCGAGUUUGGGCGAAUCCGAUAAAAAUGACAUAAGGAGGGAGGGGGGGGAGUUCUUCACACUGUGCCCCCCCCAUCCCCAGUCUUCUUCGUUGGUAUUAAGCAGCAGCACUGGGAGCAUGCAUUAAACUCCCCCUCUCUGCGCAGACAUUUUAACCUUUGUUUUCCUUCUGCUUGUUUUGGAACAGACUGAAAUGCCCCCCCCCCCCCCAUCACGCUCAGAUGUGCCUUUUUAUUUUUGUUUUUCUACUUUACAGAAAUACGCAAAACGGUGUCUAAAAAAACAAAGAAAAAGCUAAAAAAAAGUCAUGUUUAGAACAAAGGUAUACACUAUGAACUGUACAUGUCUGUGGAUACUGUGUAGAUAACAUGUACACACUAAUCAUCUGUAUAAAGUGCUCCUCCUUUCCUCCCUUUCAUCCGCACCAGUUCAGCCUAACAGUCCUGCAGCAGGCGGAUCAAAAACACAUCAAGAUAAAAACAGGUCACUAACAGACAAUCUCCAGAGGAAAGCCAUGCCCCCCCCCCCCCGUUUAAAAAGAUAUUAAAAUAUGCCGAGCACUUACUUAGACGUGUGCUUCACUUUCUACUAAUCACCUUUUCUCCUUUUCAAAGAUUUUAUAACGCUCAUUAAAAACAAGCGGUUCGAAUGCAGGUGACACUCACACACACACACACACACACACUCACACACACUCUUGUAUUCAGCCUGCAGGAGAAGAAUUGGACUUUAUUUCCUUGUUUGUUUUCUUCUGAUGAAACACACUUUGUGCACUUUAGGCUGUACUGUUGUUGAAGAGCCGCGGUUGUUUUUAGGUCCUGUUUGUUAAAAAAAAGAAAUGCAAUGGUCCUAUGCAACUGUUCAAACUCGCUUUCUACGUGCAUCAGGGCGGAGAACACACACACAGACACACACACACACACACACACACACACACACACACACACACACACACACGAGGACGUCGCAGCAGCAUGAGUCUUGUGCUGUUUCCUCCUCCUCAUCUUCUCGCUGCGUUUUCUGCAAACUCGAGGAGGGUUUUCAAAAUAAAACCCUCCUCUCUUAUGUGCCCCCCCCCCCCCCCCCCCCGCCAGUGUUCGGGGUUAAUUUUUUUGUUUGUGUUUGUUUUUUAUUUGAACCCCCAGACUUUCCUCCGGUGGCACUGUAACAGCUUCAUCCAGCAGUCGGUUUAUUUCAUGGUAUGUGGCCUUUUAACUGCUUUGUAUUAAUGGUCUUGAUGAGAUUAAUAAAUCACCCAGUCUUAUUUUGUACUGAACUA